Molecule: messenger RNA, 875 nt
Organism: Hibiscus syriacus
Lineage: Eukaryota; Viridiplantae; Streptophyta; Magnoliopsida; Malvales; Malvaceae
Exons: 2
Coding region: 374-736 (120 amino acids)
Source: RefSeq, a predicted model, not a curated record
CAAACAUCCCAAAUUAUUACCUAGAUUCUAAAUUGGUCUUUAAACUUCAAAACGUGUUAUUUGGAUCUUCAAAGUAUCAAUAUCUUAUUUAUCAAGUCCUCCCGUCAGCCUAGCCAUUAGUUUGGGUGUUAAAUGCCAACUUGGGUUUGACAUGGAGCAUACUUGAAAUACAAAAAUCAUAUUUUAAACACUGAUGGCUUGGCUGGUCCGGUGAUGGAUGGACUUGAUUGAUAUAAAAAAGACACUUUGAUGAUUUAGUUAAAAUGUUUUGCAGUUUUGGACCAAUUUAGAAUUUGAAUCAUCAUUUGGGGACAUCCGAUGGAAUUAAACCCCCUUUUUUCAGUUUGUAAGUACCUUUAGUGUAGUGGGUUCAAUGAAAACACAGAUUUAUUCUCCAAAUGAGGGAAGUUACAGGAAGAAAUACGACAAGCUGAAAGAGCUAUUUGAUUAUCUUGAAAGUAUAAGGCAAGAAUUUGAAUCCAUUGAGAGACCAAUUCUGGAUCUUGAAAAUCCAACUCAUAUAUCAGAGUCACCAUCCACCACCAAGUCGCCGAUAAGUCCUUGGUCACGACUAAAGUCUUCCUUAAAGAAAACGGAUCACAAAAAACUGAAGUUCGAGUUGGAACAAGACUACGAAGUGAGUCUAGAGGAUGAAACGGAUAAAAUCGAAGAGUGGGAAUACGAUGCAUUCGAGAAGGAACCUUAUACCCAACUAGCUAACCAAAUAUCUGCCUAAUCUAUCUAGUUUGCAUGAUGAAGAAGCUACCCUUACUGUUUUUAAAGGUUAGAAAAAAGGGUGUAAGAUUACGUGUUACUGAAGCAAAAACUACCACUAGAGAAACUGAUAGUUGAUUGUAUUUGUAAUGUCAAAUGUU